AUCACACACCAAAUUUGACUCUUUACCACAUCAAUGAUCAAUCCGCUGUACAUAUAAUCCCCUUCUUCCACUCCAAAUCAAACGAAAAUCAAAUCAGAAUAUAAUCACAGCACAGAAUCAGCAAAACAGAAAUGGCAUGCAUGGCCAACGCCACCGUCGUCUUCUUCUUCCUCGCCGCCGCCGCCGUCAUUAGCUGUCACGCAGCACGCGCGGGCAACUCCACCGCCACCGCCGCCGCCGCCGGCGACUGCAAGCUGUCGGACAUCACCGUCACGGCGGCGAGGACGGGGAAGGUGGUGGAGGGGCAGCCGGAGUACGAGGUGGCCGUGUCCAACGGGUGCGCGUGCCCGCAGAACGGCGUCAGGGUGAGCUGCCCCGGCGGCGGCGGCGGCGGCGUGCCGAGCGUCGAGCCGGUGGACGAGAGCAAGAUCCGCGCCGACGAAGCCGGGCUCUGCCUCGUCAACGACGGGAUGCCGGUGGCGAAGGGCUCGCCGGUGACGUUCGUCUACGCGUGGAAGCAGCCGCUGGAGUUCGCCGCCGCGCAGGCGACGCCGCGGUGCUCGUGAUUGGCUGCCCCGUCGUCGCCGGCGAUCGAGGAGGAUAGGUCCACGGGUGGGGAAUAUGAGUGGUGGCGGGAAAUAACAGGGUUUGAUUGUUAUUCAGAGUUUCAGACCACCAUACAUCAAGUGAUUGUUUUUGUUUAAUUUCUUUUGUAUCAAUCACAUUUUUCAAUCCAUAUAUCAUCGUGCAUUUUCAGUUUUUGUUCUUAAUGUGAGACAAAUAUGUUUCAACUCAAAUACAUGUCUAGAAAUAUUUAAAACCUCCACCAAUAUGAAUAGAGAUACAGCCUGGAGAAGCAUAAAACCCCAUUUGGACGAACCCAUGAAAGCAUAAACAAAAGCGAACAAAAAGUUAGAUUUGCUAAUUAUAGAUUAUGUAUUGACUUGUAAGUAGGAAAAUUUCAGACGGAGUUUGUAAGGAAUUACACAACACUCUCUUGGUCCUAUGUACUCCCAUAUCCCCAGUCCACUGAAGAAUCACAUUUCAGAAGCAAUUGAAGUGCACGACAAGGAACAUUAUCAUCUGAUUUUAUACAGACAUGUCUCAGGUCGUAAGACAGCUUGAAGGCGAUCGCGGUGACUAAGUAACAAAAAUGAGAUACAGAAGGCAAAAUAGCGAUGAUGUACGAUAAGAACAUUCGUGUAUCCAUUGGUCUUCAGUUAAUGCCGGACAGACAAGGGCGAAGGACAGACAUUUGGUAUGCAACUUCUUGUCCAGCAAUUUACCACUUCCACAAGAAUAUGAACGACAUAUAUGCCUAAAUCUCAAACCUAUUCCAGUAAUACCGAAUAAAUCGAGUUAUGUAGUUCUAAAAUAAGGCUGAAAUAUCACCCGCUGAUGUUGCCUAGCCAGAAGAGCAUGGGAAAUUGCACAACCGCGAGGAAAAGAAGAAAGUAGUGAUUCCGGCUGGGGUGUCUCUCAUAGCUCCUUGGUGCGCCCAGAAGAACCCUCUUCAUCGUCUUGACAA
Messenger RNA from Oryza sativa Japonica Group (Japanese rice), 1528 nucleotides. Its product is annotated as TPD1 protein homolog 1. The record is from RefSeq and is a predicted model, not a curated record. Gene Ontology annotation, biological process: cell fate determination. NCBI's taxonomy places the organism in Eukaryota, Viridiplantae, Streptophyta, Magnoliopsida, Poales, Poaceae.